Messenger RNA from Striga asiatica, 1611 nucleotides. The record is from the annotation of a GenBank genome assembly. Lineage: Eukaryota; Viridiplantae; Streptophyta; Magnoliopsida; Lamiales; Orobanchaceae.
AUGUUAGCAGGAGCCGGGUUUUGGACAAUCAGAGGAUUGGAAGACAGCUUCAUACACAUACUCAGAAGAUGUAAUAAAACAAGGGAGUUGAAAACAAUACACGCCCAAAUGGAGAAGCUUUCACUGACGCAGAGCAAUUUCUUGGUCACAAGAAUGUUGGACAUCUGCGACCAAAAUGGAUCAAUCAAUUACGCAACGAUGCUCUUUCACCAAAUCUGUGAGCCCAACAUUUUUCUUUACAACGCUAUGAUUAGAGCCUAUACUCACAACAGCAUGUAUGCACAAACCAUCAACGUGUACAAGAAAAUGCUAACCCACCAUUUGCAAGCCGAAGACCAGAUUUUUCCCGACAGAUUCACUUACCCAUUCGUGAUUAGGUCCUGCGGAGCUCUUACGAGCGUUUGGUCCGGAAAACAGAUUCAGGGACAAAUUUAUAAAUUCGGGUUAACUUGCAAUAACCUGAUAGAGAGCUCUUUGCUGGACAUGUACGUGAAAUGUGACCAAAUCAUCGACGCCCACAAAGUGUUCGACGAAAUGUCCGAAAGAGACGUGAUUUCUUGGAACAGCCUCAUUUCUGGGUACGCAAAGUCGGGCCGAAUCAGAAAGGCCCAAUCGCUAUUCAAGAAAAUGCCUAACAAAACAAUCGUCUCGUGGACAGCCAUGAUUUCCGGGUACACCAAAGCCGGGCUUUUUAACGAUGCCACGAACGCGUUCAAGAAAAUGCAAGCAAACGGGCUUCAGCCAGACUGGAUCAGUCUAGUCUCUGUUCUGCCAGCUUGCGCGCAAUCGGGCUCUUUAGAGCUCGGAAAAUGGAUCCAUUCUUACGCGGCCCAAAAAAGUCACUUGAAAAAGACUUGCGUGUCGAAUGCUUUAAUCGAGAUGUACACAAAAUGCGGCUUCGUGGGUCCCGCGCUACAAAUUUUCAAUGAUAUGUCCGAACGAGACGUAGUCUCGUGGAGCACAAUGAUAACCGGGCUGGCCCACCACGGAAGGGCUCAUGAGGCAAUUCGACUAUUUGGUGAAAUGAAUCGGGCCCGCAUAGACCCAAAUGAGGUUACGUUUGUGGGCCUCUUGUCAGCAUGUGCCCAUGUGGGCCUAUUAGAGGAGGGUUUAAGUUAUUUUGAGUCAAUGGGUAGUGUAUAUAACAUAGAGCCCGGGAUUGAGCAUUACGGGUGCAUGGUGGACCUUAUGGGCCGAACGGGCCAUAUUGAUCGGGCUUUGAAGCUUAUAAAGAGCAUGAAAGUUGAGCCAGACUCUGCUAUAUGGGGUUCGUUGUUGAGCUCGUGUAGGACUUAUCGGGAUUUGGAAACUGCGGUUUUGGCAAUGGAGAAGUUGUUGGUGCUCGAGCCUGAGGAUAUGGGAAACCUUGUGUUGCUUGCGAAUAUAUAUGCGGAUGUAGGGAAGUGGGAAGAAGUUUCGAGGAUGAGAAGGUUUAUUAGGAGUCGGAGGAUGAAGAAAACGCCAGGGUGUAGCUCGAUUGAGGUCGAUGGCGUGAUGGAAGGAUUUGUGUCGGGAGAUGAUUCGAAGGCGUUUAGUGAGGAUGUUUUUGGUGUUUUGGAGGUUUUGGCAUUGCAUCAGUUGGAAAGAGAUGACUGGGUUGAGGUUUUGUGA